Messenger RNA from Emiliania huxleyi CCMP1516, 3466 nucleotides. RefSeq lists its product as hypothetical. The record is from RefSeq and is a predicted model, not a curated record. Lineage: Eukaryota; Haptophyta; Isochrysidales; Noelaerhabdaceae. The transcript has 5 exons. Bases 1 to 3174 code for a protein of 1057 amino acids.
AUGGGCUUUCGCGACCUGCCCAUCUCCGAGGUCGAGCAGGAGGAGGAGCUCGACGAACAGACCCUUGCCGUCCUCAUCGACCGCCACUCCCUCCGCCUCCAAGAGGUGCGGCGCAAGCAGCCCGGCGAACUCGAGGCCGCGUUGGCCCUCUUUGACCGGGUCGCCGAUGGGCGCAAGCCGGUCGCACGACUGCUCGUCGACCGCUUCAGCGAUGAGGAGCAGGCACUGCUGCGGGCGGAGGCCAAGGUCGACCUCGAGGGGCUGGCGAGGUUGUACGAACGGGCGGGACUGCCGGCGGUGGCUCGCGAGGUCGAGCGCUUCCGGAUUCACGGCGACAGCAGGUCGCAAUCCUGCGCCAACGCCCUCGCCUCGCGGUACGUGGUCGCUGAGGUCGAAGACAAGAUGGGCUGGCUGGAGGGCGCACAGCCGCUGCCCGCCGGCCACGCCCGCGUGGGCCAGUCACCGAGAGAUGACACGGAGAACAGCCCCGGCUCGCCGCUGAUGCCGCCGCCCUCGAGGGAGUACAUCGCAAAGGCGCGCGCGUCGCCGCCCAAGAAGCUCGCUCCUCUCGCUCUGUCGUCCGCGGACAUCAGCGACGACGCGGCGAAGGUGCCUCGCGGCAAGAUCGAGACGCAGCCUGCACUGCUCGCGGAGUUUGCCGGCCUGAUCGAUGCCAUCGGUCCCGCCAUCUGCCAGCUCCUGCCGGGCGAGGCCGGCCUCACCAAGGGUCUCCAGCACAUCUUCAAGGCCGUGGUGGACGCCGCGGGUGGCUCGCUCGAGGCCGUCGCCUGCCUGCUCAAGGAGCUGUCCACGGGGCACCUCUUCGACGGCAUCAAGCAUUUCCUGAGCAACAUCGCGACGACGGUUGGCUGCACGCUCGACGAAGUCUACCAGGCCGUGCAGGCGCUGCUCGGCGGUGUGGAGGACCUGACCGGCUCGAUCGGCGAGAUUGUCGAGUGCAUCCUCAAGAAUGUCGGCGAGCUGCUCUCCGAGAUCAAGAAGGGAGUUGUCGCGCUCCUCAAGUGCAUCCUUCCGACCAAGCUCUUCGCCAGCAUCGAGGCGCUCGUGGGCGGCAUUCUCCGCGAGGUGUCCAGCCUCGUCGACCUGCGCUGCCUCUUUGAGAACAUCGAGCACCUCCUGUGCACGGUCUUCUCGGCGGUGCGCUUUCUGCUUCAAAACGUGGCGUCGAUCGUCUUUACCAUCCUCUGCGACACGAAGAAGGUCGUGGAUGGCGUCCUCGUUGCGACGGGCAAGGUUGUCAGCGACGCCAUGGGCCUCGUCAAGGAGGUCCUGGGCGACGUCUUCCGCCUGGUCAGGCACGCCCUGUGCGAGGUCGCCGUCUUCCUGCGGGGCCUCUUCGGCGGCGUCUCGGGCUUCCUCUGCCACCUCCUGCUCGACAUCGAGCAGCUGCUCUGCUCCAUCCUCGGCGGCCCGCACCACUGCCUCGGCGCCGUCGACAAGAUUGGCUGCGCCAUCGGCAAGGUGUUUCCGGCCAUCGAGCAGAGCGCGCUGUGCCUCUUCGGCCACAUCCAGCGCAAGGGCGUAGACAGCAAGGGCGCGCUCAAGCUCUGCCUGCACGAGGUCUCCGGCAACUUCCUCUGCGAUCUCUUCACCGAGCUCAAGGGCUUCCUCGAGAUGGUUGCCAAGGCCGUCGGCUGCACGCUGUCCGACGUCUUCGCGGCGGUCCGGAUGAUCCUGAACGGCGUCGCGUGCGAGACGAGCAAGAUUGUGAGCUACAUCCUCGCCAACGUGGGCUGCCUGCUGGAUGGGAUCAAGAAGGCCGUCGUCUGCCUCCUCAAGAAGGUGCUGCCGGCGGGGCUCUUCUGCAGCAUCGAGAAGCUCCUCUCCACCAUCCUCUGCAGCGUCGCCAACCUGGUCGACCUGCGCAAGCUCUUCCGCGGGAUCUGGGGCCUCGUGGGCGAGGUGCUCUGCUUCACCAAGUUCCUGCUCGCGGGCGUCGGCUGCCUCGUCCGGGAGAUUCUCACCGAGAGCGGCGAGCUCGUCAACGGCGUCCUCUGCAAGACGGGCAAGGUGGUGCACAACACGCUCGAGCUCGUCAAGGAGGUGGUGGGCGACGCGCUGUGCUACGUGCACGGCCUGCUGGAAAAGGUCGGCUGCUUCGUGGAGGAGCUGCUGGGCAGCAUCGACACCUUCCUCUGCUGGCUCUUCACCGAGGUCUCCAAGCUGGUGGGCGCCAUCCUGCACGGCGUGUCUUGGAUCCUCGGGCAGGUCAACAAGAUCUUCCCCGCGAUCUGCGCGCUGCUGCCGGGCAUCGACGGCAUCGUCAGCGACAUCCUCUCGGGCGUCGCCUGCGUCGUCCAGGACGAGCUCGAUCAGGUCAAGCUGCUUCUCGAGGCGAUCGGCUGCGCCGUGGCGAAGAUUCUGAAGCCGAUCCGGUGCUUCCUCGAGUUCAUCGCCAAGGAGGUGGGCUGCACGGUGAAGGAGGUCUUCUGCGCCGUCAAGGCGCUGCUGUGCGGCGUCGGCGGCCUCGUCGGCAAGACGCUCAAGAUCGUGCAGUGCAUCCUCGCCAACGUCGGCCGGCUCGUUCAGGACGUGCUCGCGGGCGUCGUCUGCUUCCUGCAGAAGCUCAACCUGGCGUCGAUCGGCGAGAAGAUCGCGGCGCUUGUCGGCACCAUCCUCUGCGAGGUGAGGGACCUGGUGGACCUGCGCGGCCUCUUCUGCAAGAUCGCGGCGCUGCUGCACGGCAUCUUCGACUUCACCUGCUGCCUGCUCAAGAAUGUCGAGUGGUUGGUCUGCACCAUCCUCGGCGACGUCACGGCGCUCGUCCGCGACGUGCUCGGCUCGGUGCUGCACGAGCUGUGCGUGGUCCUGGAGGACGUGGCCGUGUUUGUGUACUGCACGCUCGGCGGCGUCAACUGCCUCGUGUCGGCCAUCUUCCACGACGUCAUCUGCCUGCUCAAGGGGAUCCUCUGCCCGAAGCACGACAUCUGCUGCCCCGGGACGGCCAAGAGGAUGGGCCUCUGCUUCGUGUUCGACCUGCUCAACGGGCUCAACAUGGCCUUCGAGCCCUGGCUGGGGUACAUCAAGUGCGGCCCGGGCUACGGCUUGCUCGCGGUCCAGGUCAAGCCCUUUGGCGUGCCGCUGAUCUACGGCAACGUCUGCGGCCCGGUGCCCUCCUGCCCGGCGCCGCCGCAGCCGCCGGCGUGCAAGUAGACGCGCGGCCGAGCGCGCGCCCGGAGGGGCCACGGCCGGCUCACCGGGAUGCCCACUUGCCACCAUGCAUAGCAUGCAUAGCAUGCAUAGCAUGCAUAGCAUGCAUAGCAAGCACAUCAGCAUGUGCGCGGAGAGAGUGAGAGAGAGAGAGAGAGUUCAUUCGGGGGUGUACGUUCUCUCUCUCUCGGGGUGAGUGUGUGUGUCCAGUGAGAGGGUGUUGGGGGACCGGACCUGGGGGGGGGGUCGCGCGUGUGGGGUGUGCGUUUCAUUCGCUCCUUUCCACUUUCAUUGA